CGGCGCCGAAGACACCUGCUGCUGCUGCUCUCUCUCGGCCGUCGUCGGCUAUACCCUUGCCGCCUUUGCUCGGAGCUGCGCCGAGGACCCCUGCUGCUGCUCCCCCCCUCGACACCGUCGGCGGCGACCGGUCUCCCUUCUCCUAGCCAUGGAGCAAGCGCCAUCAGUGGAAGUGGAGUCGAUCCUCUUCGGCUUCUACAGCGAGGAGGAGAUUAAGAGGGUCAGCGUCACAAGGAUCACCAAGGCGGACCGCCUCGAUGCCAAGAACUGCCCCGUGCCAGGCGGGUUGCUUGACCUAGCGAUGGGACCCAUCAACGCCACUGACACCUGCAAUACUUGCGGUCAGCUUUCCGGUCUCUGCCCCGGCCAUUUUGGCCACAUUGAGCUGUCAAAGCCGCUGUUUAAUCCACUGCUAUUUGGGACCCUUCGAGAUCUUCUCCGCUCGACGUGCUUCUCUUGUCACAGAUUCCGCUUGCACAGCGAACAGGUUCGUAGGUACACUCGUGAGCUUGAACUGGUAGCAAGGGGUGACGUCGCCCGUGCUAAAAAUUUGCAAGAUUCAGGUGUAGCAGAGGAAGAUGUUGAAAUGGACGAGGACAGUUCAGUUGAUCAAUCAUCUCCUUCUGACAGAGAGAAUAAAACCUGGACAUCGAUUCAGUUAAAAGAGGCUCAUGCUAUUAUCUUCAAGCUAUUGAAAAAGCAAGUGAAAAAGUGUGCAAACUGUGACAUGAGGAGUCCAAAGGUCACAUGUCAGAUAUUUGGUUGGCUCAAGAUUCAGGAUACUAAAGGUUCUUCUGUAAGAAGAAAAGCUAUUACCGAUUUUAAUCUGGAAGGAGAUAGUCAUAGACAUGACUCAAGUGAAAAUGGUGUUUCUGGUCUUUCCGAUGAUAUAAUUAAAGGGUCGAGCAAUCAAAUAACAGGCCUUUCUGAUGAUAGAAUUAAAGAAAUUCCUCUCUUAGCUACAGAGGUUGAAUCCAUUCUCAAAGACUUGUGGGAAAAUGAAGCCAGGUUCUGCAUGUUACUUUGUGACUUUCAGCAGAACUUAAGUGUAUCAGAAAAGAGGAGGGGCUAUGAGAUGUUUUUCUUGAAGAGUCUGCUUGUGACACCAAACAGAUUCCGUCCCUCGACUAGCUCUAGCCUUGGAAUUAUGGAACAUCCACAAAAUGUGCUGUUAGGUAAAGUGCAAGAGGCCAAUCUUGCGGUCCAGCAUGACAAAGCCCAUCCGAAUCACAUGGAUAUCAUUACAAGAUGGAGAGAUCUGCAAACAAGUGUAAAUUUAUUUUACGAUAGUAGUAAAGGCUUUGGAAAUGGCGAUGGGGAUGGUAAUGGUAUAAGGCAACUGUUGGAUAAGAAAGGGGGUGUUAUUCGACAGAAAAUGAUGGGGAAGAGAGUUAAUCAUUCCUGCCGGACUGUUAUAUCUCCGGAUCCAUUUUUGGCUGUUAAUGAAAUUGGGAUUCCUCCUCAAGCUGCGUUAAAAAUGACUUAUCCGGAGAAUGUGAUGCCCUGUAAUGCCAAAAAGCUACAAGAAGCUAUAAAUAAUGGCUGUGGAAUUCAUCCCGGUGCAACACACUACAAGGUUAACAAAAACAUGUAUAAAUUACAGGAUGACCGUUCCAAACGGCGUGCCAUUGCUAAGAUGUUACCUGCUUCUAGAGGAUCAAUUUCUCAACCUGGGAAAGAUCCUAAAUGUGAAUUUGAAAGCAAAGUUGUAUAUCGACAUCUUCAAGAUGGUGAUAUUGUACUUGUCAACAGACAGCCUACUCUUCACAAGCCCAGCAUGAUGGCCCAUUUUGUUCGUGUAUUGCCUGGAGAGAAGACAAUUCGAAUGCACUAUGCCAAUUGCAGCACAUACAAUGCUGAUUUUGAUGGUGAUGAAAUGAAUGUGCACUUCCCGCAAGAUGAGAUAUCUCGUGCUGAGGCCAUGAACAUUGUUGAUGCAAAUAAGCAGUACAUUGGUCCAAGGAGUGGGGAUGCUGUCAGAGGUCUCAUUCAGGACCACAUUGUUAGUGCUGUGCUUCUGACUAAACUGGACACAUUCAUAAGCCGUGAGGAAUACAGUCAGCUUGUAUAUGGGUCUUGUGUGUCCUCAACUCGUAGCCCUUGUCAAUCUGGUAAAAGGGUAUCUGUUAUGAAGGAUGGUGACAUAUUGGAACUUCUUCCUCCAGCUAUUUUGAAGCCAAAACCACUAUGGACUGGAAAACAGGUCAUAACAACCAUCUUGAACCAUUUAACAAAAGGUCACCCGCCAUUUACUGUUGAGAAGAAAGGGAAAAUUCCAGUAAAAUAUUUAAUACCUAAAGAACGCCAUGGUGAUAAAGAUAACGCUAAAGAUUCUGAACAAGUUCUGUAUAUUCAUGAUAAUGAGCUUAUAAAGGGCAUGAUAGAUAAGGACCAGUUCGGGAACUACGGGAUAGUUCACACGGUUUAUGAACUAUAUGGUGCAGAGACAGCUGGAAGACUGCUAUCAAUAUUCAGCCGUCUGUUUACAUUAUUCUUGCAGUUACAUGGAUUUACUUGUGGUAUAGAUGAUCUGCUACUAUUCCAAGAAUCCGAUAAGCAGAGGACAGAAACUCUCAUGACAAGUGAGAAAUGCAGUGAAGAAGUCCACAGGAAAUUUACAUGCGCUGGAGAUUAUGACGAAGAUCCAUUGAAAUUGCAAAUGGAGGUUGAAAAGGUUGUGCGGAGGAUUGGAGAAUCCGCGACCGACACGUUGGAUAAAAUGAUGUUAAGUGCUCUAAAUGGGUUACAAUCUGAGGUCAAUCGACGCUUGUUUCCCUAUGGGCUACAAAAGCCUUUUCCUAGAAAUUGUCUGACUCUUAUGACUGCAACUGGAGCUAAAGGUGGCGAGGUUAACAUGACACAAAUCACGUCAUUGCUAGGCAGCCAAGAUUUAGAAGGAGCGCGUGUUCCACGAAUGAUAUCUGGGAAGUCAUUACCUUGCUUUCCACCUUGGGAUACUUCUUCAAGAGCUGGUGGUUUUGUCAGUGACAGAUUUUUAACUGGUCUGCGCCCUCAAGAGUACUAUUUCCACUGUAUGGCCGGCAGAAAUGGGUUGAUUGACACAGCAGUCAAGACAUCGCGUAGUGGAUAUCUUCAGCGUUGUCUUGUCAAAAGUCUUGAAUCAUUGUUUGUGGCUUAUGAUCACACUGUGCGUAAUGUUGAUGGAUCAAUUGUACAAUUCCGCUACGGAGAAGAUGGAGUUGAUGUCCAUAAAAGUAACUUUCUCGAUAAGUUCCAGGAUAAAGACAUGUUUAAAGAACUUGCUGAUAAUAGAAAAGCUGUCCUUGACAGGCUUGGUAGAUACACUGGUGAUCACAUGUCAUUGCAGUCCAAUUACAUCACUGAACUGCCUGAAGCACUCACUGACCGUGCAACGAAAUUUCUCUCAAAAGAUAAGGGGCGCUGCCGGCAUGACAUCAAGGAGGAUGAACUAAUGAAUUUACUAAAAGCCAAGUACCUGGCUAGUCUUGUAGAUCCUGGUGAAGCUGUUGGUGUGAUCCUUGCCCAGUCUUUAGGAGAACCCUCGACACAGAUGACGCUCAACACUUUUCAUUUUGCUGGAAGAAGUGACGUGAAUGUCACACUUGGGAUGCCUCGGAUACAAGAAAUUCUAAUGAAAGCAUCAGCAAACAUUGCUACGCCUGUUAUGAUGUGUCCUCUGCUUGAAGAUGUGACUUGGGAUGAUGCUGAACGUCUUGCCGCAAAAUUGAGGGGUGUUCGGUUGGUUGAUAUUGUGGAGGGAAUCGAAGUAUGCACAGUUCCUUUUUACAACAAUAAUGGGUAUGUUUCGAGUCUCUAUAAGUUGCAGAUAAAACUAUUCCCACCAGAGCGUUACCCUCCUCAGUCUGAGCUUACAGUAGAUGAGUGUCAAACAGCCUUGAGAACAGUGUUUGUUGAUUCAAUGGAAUUUGCAAUCGAAAAACACCUAAAAUUGCUAUACAGAGUUAGUGGAAUCCAGGAAACUAGGGUAAAAGACACUGAGAGCUCACUAUCAGAAGGUCCUGAAGAAUCUGAAGGCCGACCUAUCGACGGGGAAGAAUCUGGUGCAAGUGAUGGUGAUAAUGAAAAUGAGGAUGACUUGGGAACUGAUGGAGAAAAGAGGAAACGUCAAGAGAAUGAUGAGAUGGAGUAUGAUGGUGAAGAUGAUGUUGAAAAGGAAGAUGGUAUGAACAGUGACCCUGAAGAAGAGACAAAAUAUGAACUUGAUAAUGAUGAUGAUCUAGUUGAGUCAGGCGGAGAAUCAGAAGUGAAUGACGAAGGACAUGUGUCAGAUUCCAGUAACAAGGUAGGCAAAUUAGAAGGUAAGCUUGCAGCUGGUAAACUCAAGAAGGAAGUAAAUAAAACCGUGGAAAACUUGGAGGAGCAGAAGCAGGCACAAAAAGGAGUGAAACGCACCAAGUUAAGCCGCACUGUCCAUGUUGAAAGCACAGGCUUAAAUUUUGAGGUUCACUACCUCUUGUUGCACAACGAACCCCAUAUUUUGCUAUCCCAGAUUGCCCAGAAGACAUUGCGGUCCCUAUUUGUCAAGGGAUCCCAUAACAACAAAAUUGAUCAAUGUAAAGUUGUUUGGCCAGAGAAGAAAGGUGAUUUCCGAGGACUGAAGACGGCAGGAGUGAACUUUGAUGUAUUCUGGGGUCUGCAGGACUACCUCGACAUCUGUAAGGUUGCGUCGAAUGACAUACAUGCAAUCUUGAGGACAUACGGGGUGGAGGCUGCCAGGGCCACCAUCAUCAAGGAAGUGAAAGCUGUUUUUGAACCCUUUGGUAUAAAUGUAAACAGAAGGCACCUGAGCCUGGUUGCUGAGUUCAUGACCUCCGGAGGUGAUUACCGAGCAAUGAGCAGCAUGGGGAUGGCCCAGUUCUGUACGUCGCCGUUUGGCAAGAUGACUUUUGAGCAAGCCACCAGGUUCAUCACGGAGGCUGCUUUUUACGGCGAGGCGGACAACCUCAAUGGCCCUUCGGCGACCAUAUCGUUGGGGAAACCGGCUAAGACGGGGACAGGUUGCUUUGGCUUGCUGCAGAAUUUUUGCUUAGAGGAGACCGCGGUCAUGUAACUGUCUCUUGUCUAUACGUUUGGUCUAUAGCAUGCAUGACUGGUCACUUGAUUUUGAGUCCAAGGAUUAAACAUACCAGUGGGUGAGAGAGGUGGUUGCUUGAUUUGAGUCCCAAGGAUUAGUUAGUGAUGUAUUCUUGUAUUGAGACUUUGGAUCUUUUUUGUAUGUCAGUUGCAUAUUCUUGGAACACGUCAAUAGGCAAAAGCCUGAUUAAUUCCGUAACACGUCAAUAUUCAGAUGAUUAAGUUGGGAUCAA
Messenger RNA from Brachypodium distachyon (stiff brome), 5309 nucleotides. RefSeq names its product DNA-directed RNA polymerase I subunit 1. The transcript is spliced from 21 exons. Gene Ontology annotation, molecular function: DNA binding; DNA-directed RNA polymerase activity. Gene Ontology annotation, cellular component: RNA polymerase I complex. The coding region runs from base 149 to 5053 and encodes 1634 amino acids. The record is from RefSeq and is a predicted model, not a curated record. Gene Ontology annotation, biological process: DNA-templated transcription. Lineage: Eukaryota; Viridiplantae; Streptophyta; Magnoliopsida; Poales; Poaceae.